This is a messenger RNA of Beta vulgaris subsp. vulgaris (sugar beet), 3443 nucleotides long. RefSeq names its product flowering time control protein FPA. Bases 334 to 3165 code for a protein of 943 amino acids. Lineage: Eukaryota; Viridiplantae; Streptophyta; Magnoliopsida; Caryophyllales; Amaranthaceae. The transcript has 4 exons. The record is from RefSeq and is a predicted model, not a curated record. Gene Ontology annotation, molecular function: RNA binding.
AAAUCCAAACCCCGAACAAACUCUAUCCAAUUCAAAGAAGAAUAUGAAACGAUUGUGUGCCACCUCUAAGCAAACCCUAAAGCCCCAAAAACGUCUACCUUACCGCAAAUCAACUUAGUUUCUGAUCAUCAUUAUUCAUUACUAUCCAAUCCAUCUCCCUUCAUUGCAAUUUCCAACUCUGCGAAUCUUCCACUCUUCAUUUUACAAGCAAAGCGAAUCUCCUCCAUUUUGCUCAAUAAGUUGGUCGUUCAACUUCAAAAUCAGUCUUGAAACUCCUUCCACCUUCAAAUUUGAAAUCCUCUGCGAUAACGGGAAGAAAUCCAAGAAGCUACAAUGAGUGGGAGAGUUGGAAGGGACCAAUCACGGAGAGAUCAUAUGCAGAAGCAGCAACAGCAGCAGCAUCAUGAGCGACCUCAUCAUGCUUCAUCGUCUUCGUCCCGUUUCGGAGAAAGUAAUAAGUCGGCUCGUGCCAAGAACCCGCCUUCUCGGCAUUUAUGGGUGGGGAAUUUGUCACACCACAUUGAUCAAUCUACAAUUGUUGAUCACUUCAUUCGAUUUGGAGAGCUCGAAAACGUUGCGUGUCAUCCGGGGCGAAGUUAUGCCUUUGUCAACUUUAUGAGAGAAGAGGAUGCAAGGGCGGCCUUACACUCGCUUCAGGGGUUUAGUCUUGCAGGCAUGCCUCUUAGGAUUGAGUUUGCCAAGUCGGACAAAUCAUCUGCUCCUUCACGUGAUGAACUGUACUUGCAAUAUCGAGAUGAGUUGCAACCUCCAAGAAGCAGAAGUUCAGCAUAUUCACCAAGGGAAUCUAGAAAGCGUCAUGCUAGUCCUGAUGAAUAUUUGCCUGAUAGUUCGAGGACAAAUGAACGUGGCUCAGACCAUCCAAGCGAAAUUCUAUGGAUAGGAUUCCCAUCAUUCAUGAAAGUGGAUGACACAAUUUUGAGGAAAGCUUUUUCUCCAUUUGGAGAUAUUGAGAAGAUAACUGCUUUUCCAGGUCGUACUUACGCUUUUGUCCAAUUCAGGAAUCUAGCGUCAGCUUGUAGGGCAAAAGAAACUCUCCAAGGAAAGUUAUUUGGAAAUCCACGUGUGCAUAUUUCUUUUGCUAGGAAAGAUCAUGAUUCAUCUACUGGUGGGAGGCGAAUUAUGGGGCACAAUGGGCCACCUUCGCCACAUUUUAAGUCCACUAUACAGGCUGGAUCUUCUGACAACUUAUGGCCUGAUAGGAAUGUUGGAGAUUUUGAAGAUCCCAGCAUCAGGGCUCCACAUUUCCCAAACAUGGAGGAAUAUAGAGAUCCUGAAAGAAUGAGCUUCAGUAGAAAGGAGUCCCUGUGCACUCAUUCAGGUGGUUUGUAUGAAGAGAGGAGAUUCCAUGAACCUGGGCCAGAUGUUGGCCUGCCACAAGGAAUGCAGGGAUAUUUGAGGAGUCCUUUUAGAGAUGAAAGUUCUCACACUCAUGAAUUUUCUCCUCGAGAGUUUCGAAGAAGAAGUCCACUUCCAGAAGAUCCAUGGGACCUGCCAGAGGAUACUUAUAGCUAUCGUGGAGCAAAGAAAUUGAAGAUCGGCUCCUUUUCUCAUGAGAACGAGCUUCCUGAAUAUCCCUUGCAUAAUGUAGAACAGGAUAAGCAUGUUUUCCCUGGGGUUGUUCCUGAACUUCCUUUAGCAGAUGAGUCCAGGCCGCCACUUCCAUAUAAUAGACAACCAGAGAAUCCUUUGAACUUCAAUCGUUCUUUAGAGGAUAGGCAUGACAAUUGGAGAUCAUCUCAUGAUAAUUUGCAGUCACCUCCUAACACUUUGUCAUCAAUGCCAGUUGAGUGGAAGAGGACCACCUCUGAGUUCCAUCAACCAGGACGAAAAGAAUGGAAAUGGGAAGGUACAAUAGCUAAGGGAGGAACACCUGUUUGCCGAGCACGUUGCUUUCCUGUUGGAAAAGUCAUGGAUAUCAUAUUGCCAGAGUUCCUUGAUUGCACUGCACGGACUGGGCUUGAUAUGCUUGCAAAGCAUUACUAUCAGGCUGCCUGUUCUUGGGUUGUAUUUUUUGUUGCUGCCAGUGAUGCUGAUAUGGGUUAUUAUAAUGAAUUUAUGCAUUAUCUUGGUGACAAGCAGCGAGCUGCAGUUGCUAAGUUGGAUGAUAGGAACACCUUAUUUCUUGUUCCUCCUUCAGAUUUCUCUCAGAAUGUACUCAAAGUAGCUGGGAAGCUAAGUAUAUCUGGUGUUGUUUUAAGUUUAGAACCUGCUAGUCCUAACUUAGUUUCUCAUCCUUCAGAGAAUGAGAAUGAUAAAGGUCUAAUUUAUCCACAUGAUGCAUCAUAUAGGAAAUUUGAAUUGCCAUCUGGUCCUUCUCCUAUGCCAGCAUCUUUCUCAAGCAUGGAAAAGUCAGGAGUCAAUAGUUCGAAUUUACAAGGAAACUCCAUAACUUCAGCUCCAUCACAGUUUCCAGCUUAUGGUCAUGGAAGCGGAAGCAUCCCGUAUCGCAUGGAGAACAGACCUGACUUUCAACAUAGUCACCCUGUUUCUCGGGAUUCAGUAUUGCACCCUUUGCCUGUCUCUGAAGGCUAUAGUAAUUCCAUUUGUGAGAGGGGUGGUCCAGACUUCAGUAGGGUUAACUAUGAUGGUGGUACCUCAUAUUCUAGUGGUAGCAAAACAUCUCUCCAUGAAUACAAACUUCCGUCCUCUGUACCUAUGAGUCUGAGUGGUUUACAACAAGAGCAGCAUGCUGAUGUGGCAUCCUCUCUUCGUGGGCCGCUGCAGACACAAAAUACAAACUACUCUUCUUCAUCCGCCACUGGUGUAUAUAGAUCAACUGGUCUUAAUGGACAUCAGCCUGAGAGCCUGUCAAGAGUUCCCCCCAGAUACAAUGCUCCACAAACAAAUCAGGUCUCCUCUGACAUGUCACCAUCUCUGCUUAGUCAGCUGCAGCAGCAACCACUACUGCAAGCAGCGAAUGUGCGGGCAUUCUCUAAUGCUGUUCCAGUGGGAACUCAGGCGAGUCAAGAGAACGUGCGGGCAUUUCCGCAUGCUGCUCCAGUGGGAACUCAAGUGAGUCAGGAGAUUGUGAAUGUGAGUAAUACACAAGAUGAUGGGGAAGCUGAUCCGCAGAAACGCCUACAAGCAACUUUGCAACUUGCUGCAGCUUUGCUUCAGCAAAUCCAACAAGGAAAGGGAACUUAGUUGCUGUUAAGAAAAGCUCGAGAUAUACCCCUGACCCUUGUUUGGAUCGUCGACCAUGCAUGUAAUAGCCAAUUAUUGGUUGAGUCGCUGCUUGUCUAGUCUUGGAUGUUAUGUUGGAGCUGAAUUUCACUACCUCCUAAAAAAAAGAAAAAGGAAACAUAGAAAAGUUGGUCAUCUUUAUUUCUGACAAGUGUAGUCGCACACUAAGCAGAAUUACAUGAUACACUGAAUUAGUCCAAUUAUUAUCAAUAUUUUCAGAGGGAAGGACUUGUCAUUUA